Messenger RNA from Ictidomys tridecemlineatus (thirteen-lined ground squirrel), 6382 nucleotides. It is a transcript of the gene Igfals, whose product is annotated as insulin like growth factor binding protein acid labile subunit. NCBI's taxonomy places the organism in Eukaryota, Metazoa, Chordata, Mammalia, Rodentia, Sciuridae. The record is from RefSeq and is a predicted model, not a curated record. Gene Ontology annotation, molecular function: protein binding. Gene Ontology annotation, cellular component: extracellular matrix.
GCCAAGUGGGGAUUCUGGGAAGAAGGCUUCCCCCAAGGUCGGGCAGGAGUCAGAACCUGGAGGAUCCAGCAGAGCCUGGCCUGGGACUGGUGACAGCAAGAGGCCAAUGAUUGCACUGGACUCCUCCAGAGAACCCUGAAUAUUCUGUCGAGGUCAGUGGAGAGCAGUCUCCAUUCCUGUCUGCAGUGAAACCUCACGUGGCCACAGGCUCAGGGAUCAGGACAUGGAUGUCACUGGUGGGGAACAAGAUCUACCCUCCUACUGUGUUUACGAAAGCACACUCUGGCACUGCAGCCAAUGGCAGGUGACUGAACUGAAUGAGGCUGGGACCACACCCCUGCCCCUGGCGAAGCCCGGGCCUGGCCUGCCAGGAGCACAGGGGAGACAGGUGGGCGGCCCACCUGUGGGGAGGGAAGGGCAAAGCCCCAUCACAGAGGGCCCCCACAGGCAGCAAGGCCAGAGGACAUCAAGUAGAGGCCUGGGGCAUGCCAUCAGCAAAGAUCAGCUCACACCUACCUGAGUCCAGGGCCAGGGGACACAUUACAUUCAGCUAUGAGAAUGGGAUCCUAACCAGACAAGUUACACUCCACGUAUAUGAAAUACGUCACAUAACUCUACUGCCACAAAUUUUAAAAGAUUAAAUUUAAAAAUAACAAAUUUAAAAAGAUUAAUUCACUUUUUUAGGAUGAGGGGCUGAACCCAGGGAUGCUCUACCACUGAGCCCUAGCCCCAGCCCCCCAUUUUUGUUUUGAGAUAGGGUGUCACUGAGUUCCUGAGGGUCUUGAAUUGUGAUCCCCUGCCUCAGACUCCCGAGUAGCUGGGAUUAUAGUUACGCCACUGUGCCUGACCAAAUUCAUUUCUGUAUACUAGAUAUCCAAAAUAAAAUUAAGAAAAUUCCAUUCACAAUAGCAUGAAAACUAGUAAAAUACCUAGGAACUACUUGAGCACAGCAGUUCAAAUGCUGAAAACUACAUAAACUGAAACUUAGCGGAGAGCUGUUAAAUAUCUAAGAGCUGGGUGCAGUCCCAUACCUGGGAUCCCAGUGCCUGGCAGGGUUGAUGCAGGAGCGUUCCCAGUUCCAGGCCAACCUCAGCAACUUAGUGAGACCCAGUCUCUAGGGAUGUGCCCUGUGGCUCAGUGGUAGAGCACUUGCCCGGCUGGUGUGCAUGCAUGAGUGAGGUCCUGGGUCUGACUCUCUGCAUCACCAAAAUAAAAAUCUUAGUGAAGGGAAGGCACUGUGCUCAUGGGUUGGAAGGCCACUGUUGAGAGGACAGCUUGGCCACAACAAGGACAGAGCACAGACACAUGACCAGCAUGUGUGGACCUCGAGGACGUGCCCAUGGGAGGAGCUGGGCAUGAGGGAUGUCCUGCAGCUGGACUGGCCACUCCAUGUGGUCCAUGCGUCUGCUGGGGCUGCUGUAUGUUGGUGCGCUUGUCUGGGAAAAGCUCUGAGUGCAGGAUCCACACACCACAGAGCCAUGUCAGGAAAGACGCAGGGGAGGGCAGCAUGCCCAGCAAUGUUCAAGUCACCCCAACACGCUCUAGAAGAGCGUUUCAGCCUGACAGAGAAUGAAGUUGAGGAGGAAAAAGGAUAAUCGAAGAGUGUCAAAAACAACCAGCCCGGCACGGCAACCACACCUGGGACCCAGCACCUUGGAAGCUGAGGCAGAAAGCUCAAAAAUUCAAGGCCAGUCUAAGCAACUUAGGGAGACCCUGUUUCACUGAGCCAUGCUGGAGGUGUGGCUCAGUGGUAGAACACCCCUGGGUUCAGUCCCCAGGACCAAAGUAAUGACAAUAGGAAAGAACCUAAAAAGCACACACAGGUCACAAUAGAGACACUGCAGAAUCCCCUGUGGGGAGAUCGCAGCCCAGCUGUGGCCUGAGGCACCCCCUGAAGGAGGACCUGCCUGCCCAAGUCAGAACCUAUGGAGGGGUCCAUGGUAGGGGGCUGCUGCUGCAGGGAUACAAACCCCAAGGGAGUGACUAGAGUCCUGGAGGAGCAGUGAGGCCACCUGAGCCGUGCGGGGACAGUGGCAGCAGACCGCAGUUAAGGCUCAGGUGGACCGCAGCUGAGACAACAUGAGAACAGAAUCCAGGCUGUGUUCAAGGACUUGAAACCCCAGACCUGACAGACUGGUGACAGACGCUGUGGAACCAGCCCUCUAUGUCCUGUAGGGCUGCGGGGAUGGAGCUCAACCUGAGAUCUGGGGCUGCCUGACAACCAGGAGCUCUCACCAUGGUGACCAGCACGAGCCAAGCCACAGUGCCAGAGAAGAUGCCAGCAUGCUUUCAAAGACAUCUUGGAUGGCCUAGCAGACACGCCCACAUGGUGGCUUCCAGGGCCAGCCAGCCUCUGGAAAGGCGCUGGGUCCCCUGGGGACUGAUACAGCACAUUAAAGCCACAGUGCUACCCUCCAUUUGCCAGCAGCAAAGCACAAAGACCUCUGGAGGCAUUUUUGAGGAUGGGGGUGCUUGGGUCUGCACCACCCAGAACCCUGCAAAUGCACCCCACGGGACUCACAGCCCUUGGCCAUGGAAGCACUGCUGGGAACUGCCUGGGAACCAUCCCACACAGGCAGAGGCACCUGCCUGAUGUCAGAGGAAGCCAGAGCCCAUGCUUAGCAUCACCAUGCACCUGAGGGCCAAAGACAGCCCUGACCUCAAGUCAGGGACAUGCUCCAGUGGCCCAGAGUGGCUGCCAAGGAGCAGGGCCACACUGGGGCAGGGUACGCAUCUUCUGCAGAGCCCAGGGGCUGAGCAGUGUAUCAUGCAUACCCCUAUGUGGCCGUGGAAUUUGAGAGGCUGAUGUGGGCCUAACCCAGCUGCCAAAAUCCUGAUUGGGGUGUCCCCACCAUACAAAGCUGGCCUUCAGUGGACAAGAAGAUCCCAGCCCCUCUUCUCCCAAAGUAAACCACGGUGACACUGACUCCUCUUUCCAAAUCUACCUGGGAGCCAGGGUGGGGCUCUCAGAAGAGGCCUCGGCCGCUGGCCUCAGAGGCCUGCUGAGGCCGCACUUUGGCUGUGUAAACUGCGCUCUGGGCUCCAGGCAUGGACUUUCUCCCUGUGGAUCUAUAAUUUCUCAGAAGAGAGGUUGAGGAAUGAACUGGAAAAUCCCUGGAGACAGGGCAGCACAGGUAGGAUCUGCAGUGCCCUGCUCCCCACUGUCUGACCUGGUCGGCCUCUUCCUACCUCACAAAGAGGUGCAUGUAUAGAGAGCCCCAAGCCCCCCGAGCAGCCCCUCUGCAGCCCUAGUGUUGCCUUUUCUGGCACUUUCUGUGCAUCCUCAUUCCCACUGUUCCGAGCAGGGUGGAGAGUCUUGAAGAGAGUCUGCUGGAGGCCAUGGGGUGUGGGUCAGGCCUCACCCACCAGGCCCUGGAAGAGGGACUCGAAGCCAGGGAGUGGAGCAAAGCCUGACCACCCAGGGGUGACCUCUAGCAGGCCAGACACCAGGUACCCGUCCCUGUGGUCUGCAUACAAUGGGGUGGCCAGGCCCUUGGCCAGGUCCUUGAUGGAGACUUGCAGGAAGUAGGGGGCAGGUGGAGGCUGACCGCUGGGCCACAAGACCUGACUCAGAGUACAGGCUGCCCCACUGUCUUCCCUGCCCGCCUCUCCUAGGUCAGUGCCAGAAGAGGCAAACACAAGGUGGCCAGUGGCCCUGCCAGGUGUUCCUAGAAGAGGCCUUGGGGGAGGAGCAGUGGUCAGACACUAGCUGACCUUGAGGUCACAGGUGGGGCUGAGGCUGGGCCUGGACCCUGAACAGCCCCUGGGCCUGGAAUGUGAAUGCAAUGCGGCAGGCAAGGAGCAAGGCAGUCAAAGGCCCACUCAGGCUGUUAGGAGACCCCAGGGCAGGCAGCAUGCUGGGCAGCUGGGCUGGGCAUUGGGAAAUGAGGUGGCACUGGUUUAACCUAACACAGUCAGACAGAGUCAGGGGACCCUGGGGUCCCUGGUGCCCCAGGAGCUGCCCAAGGGCCCCUGCUUGUAUCAGGAGCUAGUCAUUGGGUCCCCCAGGCGCGUCUUGAGCACAAGCCCUUCAAAGGCUGCUGUCGGGGUGUCCCUGCCCCCACCUCUGGGCGCAUCCCACCUAUGGGGGGCACACAAUGGACCUGAUGGCCCCCAGAGCAGCACCACAGCCCACCUCAGAUCCUGAAGGAGGCCUCAGGGUGGACAAGGCCCCAGCCACUUCCCUGCACUCUCUGACCCAGGGGAUCUGGACUAACACUGGCUGCCCGGCAUGAGGGGGUUAAAGGGGCUGGGGCAGGGCUGGCUGGCGGGCUGUCCCUGCCGUGGACAGGGACAGGAAACACAGGGCAGGGGCAGCCGGCCCAGCAGACUGCCUUUGCUCAUUGCCUGCUGCAGCCUGCUCUGACGUGGGAUGGCCUGCAGCGAAGGAGGCCUAGCCCUGGUGGCACUGUUGGUCUCCUGGGCAGCACUGGGCCCCUGUGGCCUGGGUGGAGCAGAGCCCAGAGUGCUGGCAGACACCGAGGGCCCUCAGUGCCCGGCCAUCUGCAUCUGCAGCUAUGAGGACGACACGGGGGAGCUCAACGUUUUCUGCAGCUCGAGGAACCUCACGCACCUGCCCAUCGGUAUCCCAGAUGGCACCAGGGCCCUGUGGCUUGAUGGCAACAACCUCUCUUCCAUCCCCCCAGCGGCCUUCCAGAACCUGUCCAACCUGGACUUCCUCAACCUGCAGGGCAACCGUCUGAGUGGCCUGGAGCCACAGGCACUCCUGGGCCUGCAGAACCUGUACCACCUUCACCUGGAGAGGAACCAGCUGCGGAGCCUGGCAGCUGGCUCAUUCGCGCACACACGCAGCCUGGCCUCACUCAGCCUCGGCAACAACCUGCUCGGCAGGCUGGAGGAGGGCCUCUUCCAGGGCCUCCCGCAUCUCUGGGACCUCAACCUUGGCUGGAACAGCCUGGUUGUGCUGCCCGACAAGGUGUUCCAGGGCCUGGGCAGCCUCCGUGAGCUGGUGCUGGCUGGCAACAAGCUGGCCUACCUGCAGCCGGCGCUCUUCUGCGGCCUGGGAGAGCUUCGGGAGCUGGAUCUGAGCAGGAACGCACUGCGUAGCAUAAAGGCCAGCGUCUUCGUGCAGCUGCCCCGGCUGCAGAAGCUCCACCUGGACCGCAACCUCAUCACAGCCCUGGCCCCUGGCGCCUUCCUGGGCAUGAGGGCGCUGCGCUGGCUGGACCUGUCGCACAACCGUGUGGCCAGCCUCCCAGAGGACGCCUUCCCUGGCCUGCUGGGCCUGCACGUGCUGCGCCUGGCACACAAUGCCAUUGGCAGCCUCCGGCCUCGCAGCUUCAAGGACCUGCACUUCCUGGAAGAGCUGCAGCUGGGGCACAACCGAAUCCGGCAGCUGGCAGAGAAGACGUUUGAGGGCCUGGGGCAGCUGGAGGUGCUCACGCUCAACGACAACCAGAUCCAGGAGGUCAAGGCGGGUGCCUUCCUCGGCCUCUUCAACGUGGCUGUUGUGAACCUCUCUGGCAACUGCCUGCAGACCCUCUCAGGUCAGGUGUUCCGGGGCCUGGCCACACUGCACAGCCUUCACCUGGAGGGCAGCUGCCUGGGCCGUCUGGGCCCCCAGACCUUCGCAGGCCUAUCAGGACUGCGCAGGCUCUUCCUCAAGCACAGCGGCAUCUCCAGCCUCGAGGAGCAGAGCCUGGGAGGGCUGCACUCGCUCCAGGAGCUGGAUCUUACCUCCAACCAGCUCUCACACCUGCCCAGGGGGCUCUUCCAGGGCCUCAGCCAGCUGGAGUACCUGCUGCUCUCCGGAAACCAGCUAUCAGCCCUGCCUGCAGACCUCCUGCGGCCCCUGCAGCGGGCCUUCUGGCUGGACCUCUCUCACAAUCGCCUGGAAGUGCUGCCUGAGGGCCUCUUCUCCACACUGGGCCAGUUGCGCUACCUCAGUCUCAGGAACAACUCCCUGCAGACCUUCCUGCCACAACCUCCAGGCCUGGAGCGCCUGUGGCUUGAGGGCAAUCCCUGGGACUGUCGCUGCCCACUCCGGGCGCUAAGGGACUUUGCCCUGCAGAACCCCAGUGUUGUGCCCCGCUCUGUCCAGGCUGUCUGUGAGGGUGACGACUGCCAGCCCGGGUAUACUUACAACAACAUCACCUGUGCCAGCCCUGCCAACGUCUCGGGCCUCGACCUGCGGGAUGUUGGCGAGGACCACUUUGCACACUGCUGAGCCAGGGCUCCUGGCUUGGCACCCCUGCGCUUUCACUGUCCUCAGCUCCUGGGCUGCUCAUUCACUGGGGCUAGCAGUCCUGGCAGCUCAGGAUGCUUGGGUGGGCGCAGGCUUGUAUGUACCCAAGGGCCUGACCAGAAGGUGGAGCACAGCAGUGUCCCAGCUGCCAACAAUUAAAGUGAACUAGCAGACACA